This is a messenger RNA of Punctularia strigosozonata HHB-11173 SS5, 1828 nucleotides long. RefSeq lists its product as uncharacterized. The record is from RefSeq and is a predicted model, not a curated record. NCBI's taxonomy places the organism in Eukaryota, Fungi, Basidiomycota, Agaricomycetes, Corticiales, Punctulariaceae. The transcript is spliced from 3 exons. Bases 108 to 1820 code for a protein of 570 amino acids.
UGCCCCACAAUCAUCUUCGUUCUGUGUUUUGCCACCCAAUAUAUCACCUAUUUGUAACACCACAGCCUGCUGCUCAAGUAUCUCCCUAGUUCUAGAUUGUCUGAGAUAUGGCUACACCCGCAACUCGUCCUCAGGCCGCACCGACUGCGGUUGCCUCCUCUGGACUUGAAUGGAGGAGCGGAGGGGGCCGAGCUUCUGCUCGUGGUGGCGCCAGGACUGUCUCGCAUCCAGGGAGAUCUCGACAGGGGGAGAAGCGUUCACCACAACGCAAUAACAAAGAGGAUGCCGAGCAUACAGUACCCACGCAGAAGAAAUUCGGGAACUCUGCGCUGUUAGCUCUCCCGGCGCCGCCUAGCAAACAGAGGCCAACUCCAACCGACAAGGCUCCUGCGAAGUCACCGAACCGACAAAGCUCGGCUGCAGCAGACAAAGCGCCCGCACCACCCAAGGAGGCCUCAAUAGAUAAGGCCGCCGCACCACCUGCUGCUACAAAGGCUGCCAGGGGCAGACGUGGCUCGCGUCUUUCUGCAGCGGUCCCUACCCUAGUCAUCGACCCUUCUUCACCGGUGACUCCCAACCCUACAUCUUCUGCACAGCCUGCUCCUCCUAUGACUGCUCCUUUACCAGCAACACGCACGACCUCACAGCGUGGGCGCAGACGUCCCCGAAAUCACAACAGGACCGCAUCCUCGCGUAGCUCAGUGUCCGUUCAAGACGACCCUAUACAAGUACCAACCAGUGCUGCACCUUCCUCUUCGCUGAAGCAACCCCCUCCCCACUUAGUCGCGGCACCUGCCUCCGCAGCGCCCGACAUACCAUCGUUCUCUCAUAAGGUGGACAACUUGGUUGACCGUAUGCGAGCCAUGGCUACGAGCCGUGCAUCGUCGCCUGGAAGCCACCAUGAUUGGGCUGAAGACGACGAGGAUGAUACUCUUCCUGACUUGGACGACUGGGGUUACACAACCAAAUCGGCGAUCAGCGUGGACGAGAAGAUACCAGACCAUUUACCGGAAGCGAUAUCGCCUAUCCUUCAGAAUGAUCUCAGGCCACUCCCUGACCCUGCAGAACUGAUUGGCGAGCAAGUCUUGUCCCCGGUGACGGAAGAUGUCCGCGACGAAAGGAACGCCGACCUACCAGCGAACGACGCUAAUUUGACGACCACUCCUGUUGCUGUGUCCGCAACCGCACCAACACCCGUCACCUUUUCGGCCGCUGCUAGCAAGGAGCACCCCCAGGUGGAACUUGAGCGUAUCCAACCCUCGCAGACUGAGUCCAUGACGCCUAAGGCCAAGCAUCCUGCAGUUUCGAGGAAACCUUCGCACCCAAAUUUGCCGUCCAAACCGCUGGAAGUCGUGACAGCUACCCCUGAUUUAUCGGCAUUGCCUUCCAAGGCUGACGUACCGCAUGAUGAACCGAAGGGAUUGAGUGCGUCCAUGCACGCGCCGAUCACGCAACCGGUUUCAGCACCCAGUCACAUUUCCAGCUAUGCGAAUGUGCCUCCACGAUCGCAUCCUAGCACCCCUCGCGGGAAGCCAUAUCAGUCCGGGAGAAACGCGACUCCAGGUCACCGUGGGCCAUACUCACCCCCCGCUACCUCUUCACGACCAACUAGUGCGUAUCAACCGCGACAUAACGGCAUGCAUCACAUUCGAGCUCGCUCGUCACCCGUUAAUUCCUCCACUGGCAUAGGCAAUGGCCGACACCCCCUACACAACAGACCAGUCAUCACUGUGGAUGCCAUUUCCAAACUGGUCAGGACCCUAGGUGGCAAGGGUGACACUUCACCUGCAUCUAAACCCACCCCCGUGGCAAAUGACUGAUUUCAGUG